AUGGUUGAUGAAUAUCAAGACACAAAUCAUGCUCAAUAUCAUUUGCUCAAACUAUUAAGUGAAAAGAAUAAGAAUCUCAUGGUGGUGGGAGAUGAUGAUCAAUCGAUCUACUCCUGGAGGGGAGCGAGAAUAAAAAACAUUUUAGAUUUCGAGAAAGACUUUCCAAAAUGCAAGGUCAUUCGGCUAGAAACUAAUUAUCGUUCUACGGCAAAUAUCAUCGCCUGCGCUAAUAAUCUUAUCUCAAACAACCUUGAGCGCAAGCAGAAGAAACUCAUAGUUGCUUCUUCUUCUAAUCGCACACAAACACAACAAGGAGAAAAAGUGCUUGUUCAUGAAGCAGGCAAUCCAUUAGAAGAGGCAACCAAAGUUGCUGAUGCCAUUCGUGCUAAGAUGUUCAAGGACAACCUUAACUAUGGAGAUUUUGCCAUUCUUUAUCGUGCAAAGCAUCAAAAUAAACCGAUCAAAGAAGUUUUCGCUCAACGGAAAAUUCCUUAUCAAGUUUGGGGAGAAAUUGAUUUUUUUAAUCGACAAGAAAUCCGUGAUUUGAUUGCACUUGCGAAGCUCCUAACACAUCCCCAAGACGAUUUGAGCUUUCUCAGAAUGAUUAAUAAGCCUAGGCGGAUGCGGGAGGUUUGCCUUCAAAAACUACUUGCUUUUGGUAGUGAAAUUCAUAGCAAUAUCUACGAACUAUUUCACUCCCAAGAAAAGAGUAUUCAAAAAAAAAUUGAUGAAAUUUUAAAACCAAGUGAAAAGGAUAAGUUAUCUGUUUUUUUCCAUUUCAUUGAUAGCUACCAAAACCUUCAAGGAGAAAAAACUUCUGAAGGCUUCAAAAAAUUCAUUAACGAUGUUGAAUACAUGAGUUACCUUCACUUGGUUAAAGAAAAAGAAGAGACUCUACAAAGAAGAGAACAAAAUAUUGAACAGUUUUUUGUAAUCAUCAAAAAAUAUUUUGAUAACAAAAAACAAUCAGGUUUGAAAAGUUUCAUUGAGCAAAUUUCAAUCGCCUAUCAAAAGGAUCUUGAUGAUCAAGAUGAAAAAAAUGUAAAGAAUAUGGUGAACCUACUCACUAUUCAUAAUGCAAAGGGAUUGGAGUUUCCUCAUGUUUUCAUUGUUGGUAUGGAAGAGAACAUUUUACCCUUUUUUAAAGAUGGUUUUCCCACUUCACUUGAAGAAGAAAGACGGCUUUGUUAUGUUGCGCUCACUCGAGCAAAGGAGUCUUGUACUCUUUCUUUGUGUAAGAAAAGAAAAAGUUUGGAAGGAGAGGUUUCUAACUCACCUUCUCGAUUUUUAAAAGAGAUCCCCAAUGAAUUCCUUAUUCGCCAAUAUAGAGGAUUCAAUGAAAAAAUUCCUGAACCAAGCGAGAAAGAAAAAAUUGAAAUGAGUAAAAAAGCCUUUAGCCGAAUGAAAGAAAUUUUGAAUAAGUCAUGA
This is a messenger RNA of Ylistrum balloti, 1428 nucleotides long. RefSeq names its product ATP-dependent DNA helicase Rep-like. The coding region runs from base 1 to 1428 and encodes 475 amino acids. Gene Ontology annotation, biological process: recombinational repair. Gene Ontology annotation, cellular component: cytosol. The record is from RefSeq and is a predicted model, not a curated record. Gene Ontology annotation, molecular function: 3'-5' DNA helicase activity; ATP binding; DNA binding. NCBI's taxonomy places the organism in Eukaryota, Metazoa, Mollusca, Bivalvia, Pectinida, Pectinidae. The transcript has a single exon.